GCGUCGCCCUGGGAGCUGCGGGCGGCUCUCCCGGCGCUGCCUGCUCGUCCCGGCGGCCGCCAUGAGGCACCUGCCGUACUUCUGCCGCGGGGAGGUGGUGAAGGGCUUCGGCAGGGGCUCCAAGGAGCUGGGCAUCCCCACCGCUAACUUUUCUGAGCAAGUAGUCGAAAGCUUUCCAUCCGAUAUCUCUACUGGUAUUUACUACGGAUGGGCCUGUGUUGGAAAUGGAGAUGUGCAUAAAAUGGUUUUGAGCAUAGGAUGGAAUCCUUUCUAUAAGAAUAUUAAGAAAUCAGUGGAAACGCACAUUAUCCACACCUUCAAAGAAGACUUCUAUGGAGAAAUUCUUAGUAUAGUCAUAGUUGGAUAUAUUCGACCGGAAAAAAACUUUGAUUCCUUAGAGGCACUCAUUUCAGCAAUUCAGGAAGACAUUGAAGAAGCAAAAAGACAGCUAGAUUUACCAGAACACCUUAAACUCAAAGAAGAUAACUUCUUUCAUCUGCCAGAAGGCAAAAUAGUGAAUAACCACUGAGCAAACCCAUGCUGCUUUUUUUUUGCUGCUUUUUUUUUUUUUUUUUAAUUCCCCCUGUCAUGGAGCUUUUAUCUUUGCACUACUUUAGUAGUUACUGUGUUGUCACAUGCCUGUGUAGGUGACUGAAGUUGGAACCGACUUCAUGUCGUCACCAACAGGAUGAUGUCAGUUUCCAUGUGUUAAUGAAUUAACCUAGUCAUGCAAAAGGAACAGAAGGCUGUUUGAGGUUCUUACAGAUGAAUUGUGUAUCUUAAAGUUAGCAGUUGUUCAGGUAUUUGAGCACAUGCAGAACAUGACCAAAGUUAACGGUGACUUCUUCUGACAAUAAGGUAUGGGGUAGUUAACUUAAGAGAGGAAUGUCUGUUUUUAACAUCCAGAAUGUUAUUUCAGCCUCUUUUCUUUGAUUUAUGUUACUCUUACGUCUGGGUUUUAGCUAGUAACUUGAAAAAUUUUGCUGUUGAUUGAGUCACCAAUUUCAUGUGGUGUAGGAAGCCAAUGAUAACGAGUAAUUCUCUAUAGAGUUUAUUUUUUAUAUGCUAUAUAGCUGUCAUGGUUGAAGCUGUCAUUUUAACUGAAAUUACUUAUUUUAACUUCAUGUGAAAUGGGGGAAAUCACUGUUGCUCAUUGAGUUAUUUCAAUCUGAGAUAUACUUCAUCAUAGUUGACUGUACAUACGACAACACAUGACCUGUACAGUUUACUUCUGAGGAAGUGUUUCACUGGAAUUAAGGAACUGAAUGACAGUGUGAAAGUUGGUAAACUUCAAAGGUUCAGGCAUAAAAGAUACAGAAACAGUAUCACCAGACUUGUGCUCAUUGGGCCUUAAGGCAAAAGAGUUAAUUAAACCUUGAUAGGUUUGAAGAGGUAAUGAAGCCUAAAAUAACCUUGCAUUUUAUCUGCUGCUGUCAUUUGUUGUAGGAAAAUGGGUAGAACCUUGGGUUAUUCACUACACUGGCAAUAAAAUGGCCAGUGGUGUAAGGCAGAGAAAAAUCUUACUAACUUUGCACCAAGUGCAAGUAAGAGCCAAGGUUUUGGCUGACUAAGUAGAUCAAUAUUAAUGGAAUGUAUCAGCACUAUAAUGGGGAUUGGGUUUUGGUUGUGGCGUGGCUGGAACAUUAUUCUGAAAUUGAAAAUGUUUCUGCAGAUAUGUCUCAACUGUAGUUCUGUGUCUGAAAUACUAUGUACAAUUUGGAAUGCACAAUUUCUGUGAAUUUCCUCAGUCCUAUCCUAUUUGAAUCCUGCAUUUCACUCUAGUGUUUGAGAGUUCUGACAGGUUAGCCGCCUGGGUUUUUGUGGCAGGUGUUGUCAGGAUGUUAGUUCCAUUUCAUGUUGUUUUAACUUUCAGCCAAUAUAUGGGGAUAUUACUAAGGCAGAGGUCUUGAACAAAGCAAGGACUUGUGUUUGCUCUGUAGGACUUCAGGAGAAACUCCAUUUGAUUUAAUUUAAAUAAAUUGUUCACCAGUGAUGUGCUGUAGUUCUGGUGCUUUAAGAGCACCUAGCUUGCCAGCUGAUAGUACAUUGAAACACACACAGCUGGGUCACCACAAAUACAUUGGGUAUGGAUGAUGACAGGAGUCUGUGGUGAGUUCUACCACGAAAUGUCCCCACCACAUGGUGCAGAUUCCCUCAGUGCCAGUCCCAGUUACAGACACAGAAAAAAGUCAGUGCACAAACCACUACUCACUAAAGAGAGAAGCAGUACAUAAGAACACAGCAAACAUAAGCACAAGAUCACAGGGCUCCAUACUCACAGUCCUUAAGGCAAGUGAGGAGGAGUCCUGAGAGAGAUAGUAUGGUAGAAGCUUCUGUGCUAGUUCCUCUGAAGCACCUGACAAUUUGGCGUCUUUCUCUAAGAUAUUUUAAAUUAGGAAGAGAUCCGAUAAUCUUUUGUGGGUGCUUUCUAAGUGCCAUCUAAAAACAGUACUCAGUGCAUGCUCCAACUUUAAUGGCCUUUGUGGCCAGCUAAAGUGGUAGUCUUCUAAAGUGCCAUGGGUGCAGUGGCUCCCCAAGCAGCAGAGCACUUGAACUAGAUAGACCAGGAUGAAAGGUCAUAGUCACAGGGCAGGCUUUAGCAACAGUAAUGCACAUGUCUGAGGCCUCACACAGGCCAAAGCCACAUGUCUCCCUGUAUUAUGCUCCCUGUAUAGCAGAGCCAGAUGGAUUCAGAAUUGGUGGGGGGGACUUAUCAGCAAUUAGUCUUAUAAAGGACAACAAAAUCAUUUAGUGGACUUCUGCUAUGUAAUGUGUUGGAAACUGGGGAUAUGAUGUAGUGCUGGAUUUGGUAGAGUAGGGUUAAUGGUUGGACUCUAUGAUCUUGAAGGUCUUUUCCAGCCUAGGUGAGUCUGUCGUUCUGUAAAAAGUCUGUAAAAGAAUUGUCUUGCAAGAGUGACAGUGAGAUUUUUUUUUUAUGGAAGAAUGAAGGGAAUAUUUUUUUUACAAAGAUUUGAGACAUUCUUGAGAUUGUAAAAAUGUCAAAAUCUUAUAUUUUACCCUUUUUUUAAAAGAAUAAAUACACACUAUUCAACUGAAAACAUUGUCAGGAAUGUACUCAAAGCGUAGAUUGUUGUUCAUUGUGGUACAGUAGCUAAACACUCAAAGCUGUCUUUACAGUUGUUUUUUGCCAGUAAUUUCAUGUGUCUUUUGUGGAAACCGUUGUGCCUUAAGCUGGUUGUCUGAACAAUUCUGUAUCUGCUAAUAAAUGCUACUGUGAAAAAUGCAAUUCACUGUGUGGUUAUAGAACUGUCUAUCACUGUACUAUCUGAGAACAGUGGCAAAGGGAAAACUUGAAUUUUGCUCUCAAAUCUUAACUGAGGUAUGAUGUAUGGAUACACGGAACGCAUGAACUGCUUUUCCUAUGUUUGUCUUCACAUUAGAAAAAAUGUGACCACAUUCAUUUGGCUGAAUGUACCUGUCCACAUAAUUUAAGAUAAAAUGUUAUGUAUCAGAAAUUUAAGCUCCAUAUGUAAUUCCUAGCACAGUGUAAACGUUAUGAGGGGUUAUAUUUUUGUAUUGCAUACAAGUAACUGUAUUUAUUUCAGUUAAUGUUGCUGCACUGGACCAUUAAUAAAGGAACUGUAAUUGACAAAUA
This is a messenger RNA of Apus apus (common swift), 3616 nucleotides long. RefSeq names its product riboflavin kinase-like. The transcript has 4 exons. The coding region runs from base 62 to 529 and encodes 155 amino acids. Gene Ontology annotation, biological process: riboflavin biosynthetic process; FMN biosynthetic process. NCBI's taxonomy places the organism in Eukaryota, Metazoa, Chordata, Aves, Apodiformes, Apodidae. Gene Ontology annotation, molecular function: riboflavin kinase activity. The record is from RefSeq and is a predicted model, not a curated record. Gene Ontology annotation, cellular component: mitochondrion.